GUAGCAGUCAAGACAUACACUAAAAAUACUGCAGUACGCAUGACAAACCAGUCACCAAUAUUAUCAUCAUCACACAUCGAAGCUUUCAGACACUGCUUUUUUAACUUUAUUUAUUUAUUUUUUUUAUCUUUAUUAAAAUGUCAUCUUCACCAAGCCAAAAUAGCCUUUUUAGACAACAGCAGCAUCUAUAUCGUUCAGCUCAUUUUUUAGCAAAAUCGAAACCACCAACAUUAUAUUCACCUCCUUCCAAUGAUGGGACAACAAAAGGCCGUAAAAGGCGAGCAUCUUAUGAGGAUGAAGAAAUGACAAAUAGCGAGAACAGUACUGAUUAUAAAACAAUAACACUACAUUCACUAAGAGAAGAUAAUAUACUUCACGCUACAAAACGUAAUCGAAUGAGCACAAAAGGAGGAUUUCCAAUCAGCAAAUUACUAGCUACAUUGGAUAAAGAUAAACUUAUUGAGUUAAUUAAUGAUCUUGUUGAUUCUAAUCCACAUUUAAAAAAUGAAGUUGAUGCCUUUAUACCUCCUCCUACUACGCAAUCAAUAUCUUUAGUUAUUGGAAAUCUCGAAAAGAAAUUAAUUGACAGUUUCCCUUAUAACAAGACUUCGACAAGAGAUGAUUAUACUUUCAAUAGAGUCAGAACAAUACUACUUGAUAUUGUUAAUACAUUAGUAGAAUAUGCUGAACAUUUUAUAUCUUCACCAGACGAACAUCCAACUACCUUAUUUUCUUAUCUUCAUUAUGCUACAACUGUUGCAAGUCGACUACCAGAAUGGGAUAACGAUGUACAUAAUCAAAUCAAAAGAGAUUUAAUGAAUGAAAUAAUAGAAUAUUGGAAAAAGGCUGUUAAUGUUGCAUCUUCUAAAAUAAACCAAGGAAAGAUUUAUGGCCAGCAGGUUGUAACAGAAUGGGCUAAAGAGCUUGUGCAGCACAAUAUAGAGACACAUGGACAGUUUAGUGAUGUUUUACAGCAAUUCACAGAAAAACUAGGCUGGAUUAUUGGUGUUGAUAACCCUUCUUUAUUAUCAUCUAGGAUUAACCUAUGGUGAUUUCUUUUUCUUUCUUUCUUUCUUUUCUUUUCUUUUCUUUUUGUAAAUAACAAUAUAUAAAUAAAAAAAAAAGGCAUGUAGC
Molecule: messenger RNA, 1134 nt
Organism: Cokeromyces recurvatus
Lineage: Eukaryota; Fungi; Mucoromycota; Mucoromycetes; Mucorales; Mucoraceae
Product: Cut8 six-helix bundle-domain-containing protein
Exons: 6
Coding region: 138-1052 (304 amino acids)
Biological process (GO): proteasome localization; nuclear protein quality control by the ubiquitin-proteasome system
Cellular component (GO): nucleus
Source: RefSeq, a predicted model, not a curated record